Molecule: messenger RNA, 2598 nt
Organism: Aspergillus calidoustus
Lineage: Eukaryota; Fungi; Ascomycota; Eurotiomycetes; Eurotiales; Aspergillaceae
Source: the annotation of a GenBank genome assembly
AUGGCAUCUGACGAGGCUGCACCGCCAACCCCGAACAAAUUGGAGGUAGCGCUCUUCCUUGCUUGCAGUCAGGGCUACGACACAAUCGUGCGAUUGCUGCUCAGCACGCCAGGCGUGAACUUGAAUUGUACAGACCAAGAUAACCGAACACCGAUCGCGUGGGCAGCAGCAGAAGGCCAUGAGAAUGUAGUCCAACUGUUGCUUGAGACGGGGGGUCUGGAGCUCAAUUCGCAAGACUCCAAGCAUGGGCUAUCCCCGCUUUGCGCUGCCGCCAAAAACGGACAUACCGGGGUUGUGCGUCGGCUAAUAGAGUGCCCCGAGGUGGACAUUGACCUCCCGGAUUCCAAUGGCCAAACGCCCUUAUCGUGGGCUGUCGAGAAUGGCCACUCAGCGGUGGCUCAACUACUUGUCGCCAGUGGGAGUGACCCAAACACCCCCGAUCCCAGUGGAGUGACUCCAUUGUCUUGUGCUGUGGCAAAGGGAAACCAUGAGAUAGUCAAGGCCUUGCUCGACACUGGCGAUGUCGAUGUUAAUGCCUGUCACCCAAACGGGCUCGCUCCGCUCUGCGAUGCAAUGAACCAAGGAAACGUGGAGAUUGUGAAGCUGCUGCUAGACCGCAAAGACCUUGAUCCGAACAAGACGGACACGGACGGCUACGCACCACUGUCACGAGCCGUCCAGAAGAAGUCUCGAGAACUGACGCAAUUACUCCUCAAGCGUGAUGAUCUCGACCCCAACGUUAUUAGCCCCGAUGAAGAGACACCCCUGUGCCGCGCGGUGGAAAAGGAUCACGAUGAUAUAGUGAAGAUGCUUAUUGCCCGCCCUGAUCUUGACCCCAACACCCCGAACUCUGACGGAGAGACUCCGUUAUUUUACGCCGUAGCCACAGCCAAUCAUGUAAUGGUUCAGCUUCUCCUGGCGCAUAGUAACAUUGACCCGGACAUUCCAGACCAUCACGACCAAACGCCCUUGUCUUGUGCUGUCGAGCGGGAAGAACCCGAAAUAGUAAAGCACCUGCUAAAGGCUAGGGCUAGCACUAGUGUUGUGGACAAAGAUGGCCGGAUGCCGCUCUCGCGUGCCGUGGAGAAGGUAAACCCGGAGAUGGCGAGGCUGUUGCUGAGGGCCAAGGCCGAUCCGGAUGCCGCCGAUGUGACAGGACGGACGCCCUUGUCAUACGCUGUCGAGACGGGGCACCCGGACAUAGUGCGGUGGCUUAUCAAAGCCAAGGCCGAUCCCAACCUGGCCGACGAAGAUGGAAGACUACCCCUGUCAUUCGCCGUGGAACGAGGAGAGCCGGAUAUAGUCUUUAUGCUGCUCAAAGCGCGAGCAGACCCGGACCUAGUGGAUGACCACGGAAGGGGCGCAUUGUCACUUGCCGUGGAGAAAGGCAAUAUAGAUAUUGUGCAAAUGGUGAUCAAGGCCAAGGCGAAGCUCGACCAAAGGGACAAGAGAGGACGGACUCCACUCCUAUGGGCAGCGGACAAAGGGCACAUGGAAGCAGUAUGGGCGCUGCUCGCCAACAAAGUCAACGUCGACUCCCCCGAUAAAAACGGCUGUACCCCGCUAUGGUGGGCAGCUCGACACGGCCACUUGCCCGUUGUGCGGCUGUUGAUACGGAAUGGGGCAGACAAGGAAGUUCACCCGGAACUGGAUGAAGAUGGAACGAGAUCCGGAAACCCAUUAUUCCAGGCUGGGCGCAAGGGCCAUGUGGACGUGGUAAAGUACCUGCUGAAGAAAGGCGCCGACGUCAACGCGCCAAACGGCGAACAAGAAGUCACGCUCCUGCUGUCCCUCAUCGCGAAUGAUCGCACCAAGCGCGGCAGAGAAGUCAUCGGCCUGCUCCUGCAAAAAGACGCAGAUGUCAAUUUACCGGACAAGCUCGGCCAAACCCCUCUCGACAUCGCAGCCAAACACAGCGACGUGGAGCUAAUGAAAGCGCUCAUCGAGCACGGAGCCGAAAUCGACUCCGUCACAGAGGAAGGCUCAACACCGCUCCACCGCGCCAUCAUCAACGAGCGCGAAGACAUUGCCGAGAUGCUCCUUGACCACGAAGCCGACCCGGAAGCCCAAGACCAGCAGGGCAACGCACCGCUGCACUUUGCGGUCAUGACCGGCCGCCGCAAGAUGGUCGAGAUGCUUCUAGCAAAAGAAGUUGACAUCAACAUCACCAACUUCGUCGGCGAAACCCCACUGCACAAGGCCGUUGCCGCCGGCCACCGGAAAAUGGUAGAGCUCCUGCUGCAGAACGGCGCCGACAUCGAAAUCCGCGACGACUACCGACGGACGGCACUGCACAAGGCCAUCGGCGCAAAGCACCACGUCAUGAGACUGCUGGUGAACAAGGAUGCCGACGUCCACGCAAAGGACAUGUACGGCAAGACGGCGCUCCAUUUGGCAUCGGAGUCUGGGUAUAAAGAUGACGUGCACUUCCUCAUGGGCCAUGGUGCCUCGACGGAUGGGCGAGACGGGAACGGACGGACGGCCCAGGAUCUGGCUCGGAUUGCAGGACAUGACGAGGUCGCUGAGCUUUUCAACAAGAUGGCGCUGGUUUUGGCGGACCAGCAGGCGUCGUCGUCGCCCCCGUCCCCGCCUGGGUAA